Molecule: messenger RNA, 426 nt
Organism: Encephalitozoon intestinalis ATCC 50506
Lineage: Eukaryota; Fungi; Microsporidia; Unikaryonidae
Product: FeS cluster assembly scaffold IscU
Exons: 1
Coding region: 1-426 (141 amino acids)
Biological process (GO): intracellular iron ion homeostasis; iron-sulfur cluster assembly
Cellular component (GO): cytoplasm; mitochondrial matrix
Molecular function (GO): 2 iron, 2 sulfur cluster binding; ferrous iron binding
Source: RefSeq, a predicted model, not a curated record
AUGUCAGUACUUCAAGAGUUGAGUGGAAUAACGAGAAAGUACGACACAAGCGUUAUAGACCACUUUGAAAACCCAAGAAAUGUAGGCUCUCUUGACAAAUCGGAUCCUCGGGUUGGAACGGGGAUAGUUGGUGCACCGGCCUGUGGAGAUGUGAUGAAACUCCAGAUCAAGGUUGGGAAAGAUAAUGUAAUUGAAGAAGCAAAAUUCAAAACUUUUGGAUGUGGAUCUGCAAUAGCCUCUUCGAGUUUGGCAACAGAAUGGAUCAAGAAGAAGACCCUAGACGAAUCACUAAAGAUAUCCAAUAGAGACAUAGCCAAAAAGCUCUCCUUGCCUCCCAUUAAGCUCCACUGUUCGAUGCUGGCCGAAGAUGCCAUCAAGUUGGCAAUCAAGGACUUCCUUGAUAAGAACAAACCAGGCACAAAAUAG